UCUCAUGUGGCUUAUCACUAUGUUUCUUUAUCCCACAGGGUGUCCACAUUGUAAAAACUCAAUUCCACAUUUCACAACAGCAGCAGAACUCUUUAAAGAAGAUCGUAAGAUUGCCUAUGCUGCAGUGGAUUGUGCCAAAGAACAAAACCAUGACUUGUGUAAGCAGGAAGGAGUGGAUGGAUAUCCAACCUUUAACUAUUAUAAUUAUGGAAAAUUUAUAGAAAAAUACAGUGGAGACAGAGGGGAAUCUGGAUUUUCGGUUUACAUGCGAACUCUCCGAGAGAGAGAUCACGAGAAAAUAGGAAAGAAGAAAGAUGAGUUGUAAUUUCUGUCUCAAAAAUAAACAAAAAAAAAACAAUUCCACUGCACUGUGAAGGGUCUCAGGGUCACUGGUACAAUGCCUGAGAUUAUACAUCUUUUAAAGAACAGACUUUGUUUUUAUAGACCACCAUUGCCAUUUUCUACAACUUUGAAAAUAAAUUGAAAUCAUUCUCUUUUUUUUUUAAAGAAAAAAGAAAAAUACCGUCAUCGUUGCCAUAUUCUGUUAUGGAGAAGAACAAAAGAAGAGCAUUUUCUUGCUGUUCAGUGCACCUAUGCCCAUUGAUAUUCCUAUGCAAUCUUUUUGUAAUCUGUAGGUUUGAUAGUGAUUGCCUCUGAUGAAGUAAUCUUUGUGAUUUUUUUUUUAAUUUUGAGAAGAGAUUUUAUGAGAAAUGGCUUUUAAAAAUGGGAGGAGGGAAAAUAAAAGAAGAUGCAAAAGUAUUCAUCAGGUGCAAGUUCAGUUGAGAAACACUGAGUUAGGGGAAGUAGAGCAUGCUGGUCCCCUCAGAGGCCUCGGCCCAAAGAUUCCUCAAGGGCAGUUUUAAAGGGCACGUGCGCCUAGCACUUACUUCAGGACCCAGUUGAGAUAAAGGGGCACUUUCAGUCCAGGGAGUCCAUGUUCUGCACAGUAUCACUUUGAUGGGAUAUCAGCAAGAACAGGAUUGAUGCAACCUAGGGGAUGGGGGAAGGAGAAUAACUUUUCCCAUAAUCAGCGGAGACAUUUCUAGCCACUUUCAAUUUUGCCAAACGUAUAGCAUGUCAAGUUACAAUUAGGAUGUCCUCUUGCCAACUUUCAAAGAUUAUGCUUCUUCUCCCCCUCUUCCCCCCCCCCGAUUAAUGUAGGGGAGUCAUUUUUAAGAUGCUCAGGGAUAAUAGGAAAUAACGAAGCAGCAUUGGGCCAUUUCAGAUCUUAAUUGUCUGUAGUGGUUGGUGUUCCUUUUCCUCCUCUUCUUUUUGUAAUAUGCCGUACCUGAAUUGUUUACAUAUCUUUAUAGAAUGUAUGAUUGAUUAAAAUCAAUGUCUCUGCAGCAGUACACAUCAAGUAUGAAAAUGACUCUCGGUGUAUGUGUUGACAUUCAUGUUGUCAAAUGCUCCGGUAGGUUUAGUGCAGGUCGAAGCUUCUAUUUAAUUUAUGACAACUUGAGUAUUUGCUAAGCAUUCCACCUGACUGUUCGACAGAGGCAUUGAUAUUUUUGAUAGGCAGAACCAUCAUGCAACUAUAUGUGUUUAUGUUCCAAAGGCUUGUCUGUAUGUGGAUAUUAAAAGAAUUUUUUAAGAGCUCUGUAGAAACAGGUCAUACUUUUUUUAAAAAAAACAACAACAGCACACCACUUGUUUGGCCCUGUCAGCAGUGUAAGAAAAUACAGCAUUAGAACCAGCUUUUACAAGUUUGUAAUUGUGUGCUGAUUCUGUGAAGGUGAUCUGGACACUGUGUCUUUAUGGCUUUAUGAUUAUAAUUAUUAUUUUUUGUGAUUUUGAAUUGGAUCCAAAAAUAAAAAGAUUGGAAAUAUGCAAUAUUGAUUCCCUUUAUUGUAGAAAUAUAAACUGCCUAAAAUUGUACAAGUGGGUAGAAAGUCCUAUCACUGCAGUAAACCAUUGGUGCCUUCCGAAAAAGUCCUGCAUUUUCAUUUGCUUAUUCUCUCCCCCCAAGGUAGGAAAGAAAAACCUCUUUGCAUUUUUUUUAUUUCUUCACUAGGAGACUCCUUUGCUCCCUCUGGUGGAUUCAGAGAAAUUAUAAAAGUUGAUCAAUAUCAAUAACAUCUGGAAUAUCUCCACUGUAGACUACUUCUCUGCAGUGCAUAGGGAGCUGCAGAAGAGAGAAUGCAUAUAUGUGAGAGAGAAUAGGAGAUCAGCAAUGAAAGACCUUCCUAUUUCAAAUGUAAACACUGGGGGUGAACUGAUUUCUUAAAAGCUUAGAUCUGGGAACUAUUAUAUUUCCAGUGCUCGAUGAAAAACCAGGCCAGGGAUACAGAUUUUACGUUUUAUUGUUGGCAAUGUCCAUUAUCUUGUCUGCCUCAGUGGUCCGUGUGAGAGAUGGACUCCCUUUAUCUGCUUCUACCGAUUAUGAACAAAACACAGCUGUACAGGAAUGCCGAAAGUACUUUAAAGGUCUUGCAAAGAGACUCACUGAGUUUCCAGACCGAUGCACCUUGCAAACAGGAAAGUAUAACAUAAACUUUAUUAGUUCCCUGGGAGUGAGUUACAUGAUGCUCUGCACUGAAAAUUACCCCAACGUCCUUGCCUUCUGCUUCCUGGAUGAGCUUCAGAAGGAGUUCAUUACCACAUACAACAUGAUGAAGACGAAUACAGCAGUCAGACCAUACUGUUUCAUUGAAUUUGAUAAUUUUAUUCAGAGGACCAAACAAAGAUACAACAAUCCACGAUCUCUAACAACAAGGAUAAAUCUUGCUGACAUGCAAACAGAAAUUAGACUGAGACCACCUUAUCAGAUUUCGCUGUCAGAACUCUGUUCAACCAAUGGAUAUCCCUAUGGAUCUCUACAAGAAAACAAAGAUACAAGAAAAAUGUCUCCAGCCCCUCACCAACGACUGGAACCUGUGACACUACCGGGAAUUGUUUCCUUUCUUCUUAGCCUUUUAUGUGCUGCUUUGAAUUUAAUUCGUGGUUUUCAUGCUAUAGAGAGUCUUCUACAGAAUGAAGAAGAUGACUUCAGUUUUGUUAUUGCUUUUUUCCUUGGCACAGCAGCAUGUUUGUAUCAGCUGUCGAAAUUGGUCUUCACUUAUUAUCUACAAAUCCAAGGAAGGAAAAGGAGACACGUGUAAAUCAAGUCAUGCUCUGUAAAUGAUCUGUGCACAAUCCUGGAUAUUACAUCCAUUAGCAGCUAAAACAAUCCAGCAUGAUUCAUAUAUGAAAAUAAAAUAAAUGAGCUAUUUGGAUCCUGAGUACAGACCUAGAGAUUGAACUAUAUUAAAACACUAAAUUAAAACACGAAAACAGCUAUUGGUUGUGCCUUGUGGAAUGAGAUAACUUGCCUCAGCCAACUCACCAUGGUCAUCUCACCAUGGCCAAACUCACUGCGGGACAAUUCAACAAUUCAAUUUAAUUAUUUAAAAUAAUUUAAAAAAUAUUUUAAUUUUUGUAAUUCACAUUUUAUUUUGUCCCUCCUUUGGCAUCCUAUCUCUAAUGAUUCUAUUAGACCAAAGGUCACCAACCUUUCUUGGUUGAUGGACCAGAGGUAAAGGGAGGGAGAAGCAUUUUACACACAUGCACGCACACAUGGGGCCGCGAGCACAAACUUGCAUGAUACUAGCCCUGCCCUGUUCUUGUGUGGCACACAGCACCCGUUUUCGUGCCCCGAGACUCAGCGGUGGCCUGUUUUCGCACCCCGCAGCAUGGCGUUGACCCAUUUUCGCGCCCCACAGUGCAGCAGUGUCCCAUUUUUGCGCCGAGAUGCAGCGGCAUCCCGUUUUCGCAUCCCAAGGCGCAGCAGUGGUCUGUUUCAUGCCCUGCAGCAUGGCGGUGUCCCGUUUUUGCACCCCGUGACAUGGUGUCCUGUUUUUGUAUCCCACAGCUGUGGCACUAGCACGAGUGGGGAUGUGUGCACGCACUGGCCAGCCUGUCCCACGGCCUGGUGGCCAGCAGGCCACGGUCCAUUACCGGGCCAUGGCCCACAGGUUUGGGACCCCUUGUAUUAAACUAUUUCUUAAUAUUAGUGUAACUCUUGUCCCGUGGUGAGUUGUCCCACAGAAAAUUGGCCAUGGUGAGUUGGCUGCAGAAACUUGUGUUGAGUUGGCCAUGGCGAGUUGGCCAUACUGAGUUGACAUAGACUCUCAAACACUGACACACAUCAUUUGUCCUUGGGUUAAUAAGUCCUAGAUCUUCUGAUGCAAUAUUCUAGCCCAGUAUAGGAGGCAAUAUUUUAUAAUGUUUCGAUAUAAUAUAAUACAAUAUGAAUAUAUUCCUGUGUGUUCAAAUUCCUGUCUGUGUUUAGUAUAAUACAAAUGACAUGUCAAUGUUUGCUAUCACACACAGGUAAUUGAGUUAACACUAUUUGCACUUUUAAUUGUAUGGCAUAGAUUAUUCUGUUAUAAUGUAAUUUCUUCUUUGCUACAAAAAAAGAUUUAAGAAAAUCCAAGCUAGCUAUAAUGAAUAAGUUUCCUAGCAAGUACAUGCAUGUUUCAGCUGCCUUGACUCAAUUCCUACUUGCCCCGCUCUAUGGCACUAGGGGCCAAAAGACUAAGUAGGUGACCAGGACAUGCAAUCACUCAACUGGGAUAGGAAAACUAGUUCCAUGAAUUCUAAGAGUUUUGGGGAACUCUUUACGACUGUAGAGAAGGUUCAAUUGAAUUUUUGUAUUAAUAUCUAUUAGAGCAGAAAGUUUAAAAAUUA
Molecule: messenger RNA, 4668 nt
Organism: Crotalus tigris (Tiger rattlesnake)
Lineage: Eukaryota; Metazoa; Chordata; Lepidosauria; Squamata; Viperidae
Gene: SEC22A
Product: SEC22 homolog A, vesicle trafficking protein
Exons: 11
Coding region: 2313-3101 (262 amino acids)
Biological process (GO): endoplasmic reticulum to Golgi vesicle-mediated transport
Source: RefSeq, a predicted model, not a curated record